CCUCCCAGCGAGAGACAGAGCCGCUCCGGGACUUUACGAGAUUAUUUACCGGGACAGAAACCGGGACCAGACCGAGCACCGAACAUUUACCGGAUCCUAACCGAGCAGGACCGAAGAGGACCGAAGACGAGCCGAGAUGGACCGACAUCCUUUAUCCUCGCUGUAGGUCAGUGAUGGCCACCAUCUUUCCUACACGGGGAGGAGUAACAUCCAGGCUCCAUGUUGGUCGUCAUGGCAAUGCUGGAUGGAAGCACACCUAUUGAGAAGCUUCUGUCAGUGAUCCACCUGGAGAGGUACCUGGACAGCUUUCGUGGCGCCGGUCUCCUAUUGGCUCGAGACUUCACUCACCUGGACCAUGAUGCCCUUGUCAGUCUGGGAAUAACCGCCACAGGACACAGGAAGAGGAUCCUCCGACUGGUCGGUUACAUUCAGAGGACAGAGGCUCAGAGAGCCGAUCAGCGAGCAGAUCUACCACGUGACCGCUGUCAGUCUGUGUCUGGCUCCUCCCCCUCAGAGCGAGGUCACAGCGCAGCGUCGUCAGGUCCAGUUAAUUUUGAGGCUCUCAGGAACAGUUCAGCGCCAAACCUGAACGCAAUGCUGACCAACGCCGACAGCCCCCGCCCCACCCUGAAGCCCGUCCCCAAACCAAGAACCGUCUUCAACCGCCGCCGGACCACGCCCGUCCAUUUCUGUCCAAACCCUGUGCCGGCCCCGCCCAGGAGGUUGUCCCAGGAGUCCAUCUGUUUCACUGUGUUAGAGGGUCUAACCUCUGGGGACACAACUACACCUGACCACGAGUCAACGCCGUCAGGGCGCAGUCAGAGGAGGAAGCCGAGUCGCAGCUUCUCUCUGUCAGACUCUGGAGGACUGCUACCACCUGUCCCCCCAAGGCUUAACCAGGGGGUCCCCCAUGGAGGCCCCCUGGGUUCCCCUCCCUCUUCUUCUUCUCGACCUUUAAGGACAGAACAGACGCCGCCGGUGACUUCCUGUCCCGGCAGUGCAGAAAGCAGCAGACUCUCAGGGUCCUCUGGAGAGUCACCUCAAAGAGGGGGGCUGGAGAUGGUUUCUAAUGAGAUCUACUGGGGGACUUUACCUGGUUCCACUGCCCCUGGAGGAGGGAGGAGUUACUGCAGCCAGCAGACUGCCCCGCCAACACCACCCAGAAACGCCAAACAGACAGACAGGCAAACGCCAGAGAGGAACAGCGGCAGCACUCUGAGUAACAACUCUUCAGGAUCAGCCAGAGCUUCUACAGACGACCCUGAGGAGGAGAUCAGUCCGUACUGUGAGACCGUUUACCAAGGCAGAAGAAAUCCGCUCAUUGUCGAGGGUGAGAGGAGCGGACUGGAGGAAACAGAGAUGAGGAGGGCAGAGGAGGAUCAUGGGAAUCAGAAAUUCUCCUGGACCAAGCGCUUGUCUCAGGCUCUCCACCCUGGAGACUCUCAGGGCUACAGCACCGUAGGAGAAGCUCCACCCGCCCUCCGCUAUCUCUCCCUGCCCACCCACACCUUCCCCUCUGAGGGCGACGAGGACCUGACCAUCUCCCCGUACGCCAGUUACACCUCCCUGACCGAGAGAGCGCCCCCUAUCAUCAGUGGAUGGCUGGACAAGCUGUCUCCACAGGGGAACUAUGUUUUUCAGAAGCGCUACGUGAAGUUUGACGGCAAAAACCUGAUGUACUUCGGCAGUGAGAAGGAUAUUUACCCCAAAGGAGUGAUCCCAUUGGCUGCCAUCCAGAUGGCCCGCCCCGCCAAAGACAACAAGUUUGAGAUUGUGACGAGUCACAGGAUCUUUGUGUUCAAGGCUGAUAAUGAAGUCCUGAAGCGGCGGUGGGUGGGUACGCUGCAGGAACAUGUCAGAGAUCAGCUGGUGUUCGGACGGCGGCGGUUCGGUCCGGGUUCUCACUGUCAGAAACAUGGCCUCCUCGAGCUGAAAGGAACCAAGUCCAAAGUUUACGCUGCCAUCAUGACCGACCAGAUCUGGCUCUAUAAGAGCGAGCAGUGCUUCCGUAACGGGAUCGGCAUCACGGUGAUCGAAGCUCGAGGAUCGACCAUCAGAGACGGGAAACACAAAAGCUUCGAGCUCAUCACGCCAUAUAAGAACUUCAGCUUCACGGCUGAAUCAGAGCGGGAGAAGCGGGACUGGAUGGAGGCUCUGCAGGAGUCCAUCGCUGAGACUCUGUCGGACUAUGAGGUGGCCGAGAAGAUCUGGUCGAACCGCUCCAACAGGAUGUGUGCCGACUGCAAGGCCCUGAACCCCGACUGGGCGUCCAUCAACCUGUGCGUGGUCAUCUGUAAGAACUGUGCAGGGCAGCACCGGGGUCUGGGGACAAUGGUCUCCAAGGUUCAGAGUCUGAAGCUGGACACCAGCGUGUGGAGCAACGAGAUCGUCCAGCUGUUCAUCAUGCUGGGGAACGACCGGGCCAACGACUUCUGGGCGGCGAGUCUGUCAGCAACAGAGGAGCUGGACUGUGACGCCAACCCCGAGCAGAGACGAGAAUUCAUCACCCAGAAAUACCGAGAGGGACGAUUCAGACUGCAACACCCGACCAUCAGCAGCCAGGAGGAGCUGCUCAAGGUCUUGUGCUCAGCAGUUUCUGAGCAGACCCUCCUGAAAACAGUCACUCAGAUCUUCUCGGAGGCGGAGUCAGCUCGGCUCACCAGCAACUCAGACGACUGCCAUCGACAUCAGCAGCAGCUGGAUCACUGCACACCAUCAGAUCCCGGCGUGUACGAUGAGAUCAUGCAGCCCGUGCUUCACUCUGGUUUUCUCUACAAGUCCGGCUCAGUCCACCGGGGAACACUGUCCAGGAAAACCAGAGAAGACUUCCAGAAGUUCUGGUGCUCUGUGGAUCAUUCUCUGCUCCUGUAUGAGUCCGACCGAUCAGCCGAUCCGUGCUUGACGAUCAGUGUUAAAGACAUCGUCUGUUUGGGUGUCAGUCGGCCUGACUCCUCCCACAGCAGCAACAACGGCUUCAUCGACAGGUUUCGUUACACCUUUGAGCUGUACCUGAGCUCAGAGAAAGUUCAUCAGUUUGGUCUGGAGACGGCCGACGCUCUGCACAGCUGGACCAGAUCCAUCGGGAAGGCCGCCACCCCCCUGAGCUGUCACUGCCUGCUGACUCGGGAGUUUGAGCGUGUGGGUCUGCUGCGGUACAAAGCCAUGUUGGACCCUCAGCAGUGGAAGGAGGCAUUCUUCGUCCUGCAGAAGUCCAACCUCUUCAUCUGUCCACGAAACGACGGCGCGGCCGAGGACAUCAUCAACCUGAACCGCCUGCAGGAGCUCAGCAUCACCUCAGAGACCGAGAACCACGAGAAGAAGGACAUCCUGGUUCUAGUGGAGAGAGGAAGGACGCUCCACCUGCAGGGUGUUGGCCGCACAGACUUCUCUCUGUGGUACUCGGACAUCCAGAGGGCUGCGGGCGGAAAGGGAAACACUCUGAGGGAGCAGCAGCUGAGCAGGAACGACAUCCCCAUCAUCGUGGACAGCUGCAUCGCCUUCAUCACUCAGUACGGUCUGGGCCAUGAGGGGAUCUACAGGAAGAACGGAGCCAAGUCCAGGAUCAAACUUCUGAUGGAAGAGUUCAGGAAAGAUGCCCGGAAUGUCAAACUACGGAUCGGAGACCACUUCAUCGAGGACGUGACCGACGUCUUGAAGAGGUUCUUCAGAGAGGUCGAUGACCCCAUCUUCAUGGCUGAGCUCCACCCACUGUGGCAGGAUGCCGCCAAAAUCCCUCAGAGGAGUCAGAGGCUGGACCGAUACAAAGAGAUAAUCCGGACUCUUCCCAGAGUCAACAGAACCACUCUGGCUGCUCUGGUUAGUCACCUGUACAGAGUCCAGAAGUGUGCUGAUCUGAACCAGAUGUGCACCAAGAACCUGUCGCUGCUGUUCGCUCCCAGUCUCUUUCAGACGGACGGGAAAGGAGAGCAUGAGGUGAAGAUCAUGGAGGAUCUGAUUGAUAACUACCUGUACGUCUUUGAUAUCGACGAGGAGCAUCAGACCCAGAUAGAGCUGGAGAUCAGCCUAAUCACCACCUGGAAGGACACACAGCUGUCUCAGGCUGGAGAUCUGAUCAUCGAGGUUUACCUGGAGAUGAAAAUACCUGACUGCUGCAUCACUCUGAAGGUGUCUCCCACCAUGUGUGCCGAGGAGCUGACCAAUCAGGUUCUGUUCAUGAGGAAUGUCCCACCCACAGACAGAGACGUGUGGAUGACAUUUGAGGCCAUUGAAGAGGGGCAGCUGGAGCGUCCGUUACACCCCAAAGAGAAGGUUCUGGAGCAGGCACUGCAGUGGUGCAAGAUGGCCGACCCAAGCUCCGCCUACCUGGUAGUGAAGAGGGUUCCAAGAGGAGAGGGCAUCAACAUCCUCACCUCCUAUAAGUGUGAGAUCAUGAAGGUUGGUCUGCUGAAAUGUCGUGAGGAGCCUCCAAAGCUUCUUCAGGGGAACAGAUUUCAGGAGAGAACGUUCCAGAUCAAAGACCAUAAACUGCUGCUGCUCAAAGACAAGAAGAGCAUUAAACCAGAGAAAGAGUGGGCUCUGAAGUCCAUGAAGAUUUACAUCGGCAUCCGUAGGAAGCUCAAAGCUCCCACCAGGUGGGGCUUCACUGUGAUGUCAGACAAACAUCAGCUCUUUCUGUGCUGCAGCUGUGAGACAGACCUGUGGGACUGGAUCACCAGCUUCCUUAAAGCCCAGAAUGACGACCCGGCUCCUCCGGUGCUGAGGCGCCACUCCUCCGCCGAUAUCUCCAAGCAGAAAUUUGGAACGAUGCCGCUCGUACCAAUCAGAGGAGACGAGAGCAAUAGCAGCCUGCUGUCAGCCAAUCAGACGCUGAGGAAGUUACACGACAGGAGGACUCUCUCCAUGUACUUUCCCAUGAAGGUGCAGCAGGACUCACUAGAGGAGCGCCCUGAGUCCCCAGACCUCCCCGAGUCCCUGGACCUCCCCGAGCCGCUCUACGAGGAGGUCGGCGACUUCGGCCUGCAGGUGCUGAAGUCUCUGGAGACCAGCUUCCUGUCCAGCAGCACGGCCGAGACGCAGGAAGUCGUGGAUCAACCGCCGCUCAGACUGGUUCCUGUGGAAACUGGAAACGGAGAUCACAUCAUAGUCCCCGAUGUGGUUCGGUCAGAGGCAGGCGUCGUGGAUCCUGAGGAGCAGAGGGGAGGAGGAGGGGGAGGUGAUGGUGGAGCAGACCGACAGCUGCUCGCGGCAAGGAGGAGGACUGUGGUCUGCACGCCGUCACAGGAGCUGCUGCUGCAGGAGCUGUCGUCUGCUUUUAACAAGAGGACGGAGGGGGAGGAGGGGGAGACAGGGGGGGAGCAGAACCAGGAGGGGCAGGAGGAGGAGGAGAGGCCAUAUGAUGUCUGA
Molecule: messenger RNA, 5364 nt
Organism: Cheilinus undulatus (humphead wrasse)
Lineage: Eukaryota; Metazoa; Chordata; Actinopteri; Labriformes; Labridae
Gene: arap3
Product: ArfGAP with RhoGAP domain, ankyrin repeat and PH domain 3
Exons: 35
Coding region: 220-5364 (1714 amino acids)
Biological process (GO): positive regulation of GTPase activity; signal transduction
Molecular function (GO): GTPase activator activity; protein binding; phosphatidylinositol-3,4,5-trisphosphate binding
Source: RefSeq, a predicted model, not a curated record